Molecule: messenger RNA, 1173 nt
Organism: Salvelinus namaycush (lake trout)
Lineage: Eukaryota; Metazoa; Chordata; Actinopteri; Salmoniformes; Salmonidae
Gene: b4gat1
Product: beta-1,4-glucuronyltransferase 1
Molecular function (GO): glucuronosyltransferase activity
Source: RefSeq, a predicted model, not a curated record
AUGCAUUUCUAUAGGGAAUGUUCCGUGUUUAAAGUUGCUCUGGUAAUGGUAGCAGUCUUGCAACUGAUCUACCUCUCCUUUCUACCGAAACUGCACGGUAAGCAGCAGCGCUACCGAUAUUCGGAGCUUUUCCGGAGCUCUGGCAAGAAAAAUGCCCACGUGGAGAAAAACUCACGGAAAGAGCGUCUCAGGGGGGGUAUAUUUGAUGCCAGCGGGAAAUACCGUGUGUACAAGAACUUGAUCAAAAGCGAUUUCUCCACCAAUCAGAAGAAUGGAGCGGAUGCAAGCUCGCACCUCUUGGCCUUAGCAACGCACACAUCCAUCAACAACUUCCUGCUCUACACCCUCAGCAUCUUCUGCCCUCAGAUACAGAUACAGGCCUUGGUGGACUUCCACAUGUGCCACUCCGGGGAGAUGGCGAGUUUCCCAGAGCAGGACCGGGAGCAUUUUGCAAGUCUGGAGGACUGUGCCGCGGUGUUCGCCAGGCUGGAGACGCACCGAGACAAAUACCAGAACUAUGCCAUCGGCGGUAACGCCUCCUAUCCAAACAAUCUUCUUUGGAACUUUGCCAGCGGUGUCAUGGAAGCCAACUACAUCCUGGUCAUCGACAUGGCACCCAGUGCCGACCUCCACCAGCAGUUCCUGGCGCUGGCCAUGAGACGUGAACCUGCCACAGACGAGGUCUUCGUCCUGCCUGCCUUUGAGAUCCGCCAUGUACACAAGAUGCCUGCCACCAAGUCUGAGCUGGCACAGCUGUACCAGGUGGGAGAGGUGCAGCCCUUCUAUGAGGUGCUGUACCCACAGUGCCAGGCCCCCACCAACUACUCCCAGUGGGUGAACAGACAUAGCCAAGGCAUGGGGCCCCUGGACGUGGCCUAUAGUUUAUCCUGGGUGGACCCCUGGGAGCCCUUCUACAUCUGGCCCCGCACCGUCCCCCUGUACGACGGCUUCAGGUAGUAUGGCCUGAAGCCGCAUCAGUCAGCCUGUGAGCUCCACGUGACGGGCUACUGAUUCUCCGUUCUCAACUCUGCCUUCGUGGUGCACAAAGGGUUCAAAGUUCAGGGCGAGUUCCACAGCAGGAUGGACGAGGAGAAACGAAGGAGUCGCCUCCUGUUCCGCAGCUUCAAGGAGGGCCUGAAGACCAAGUACCCCUCCUCCCCUCGACGCUGCUGA